AUGGUGGCAGUACAAGAAUUUAAAUUCAGAAUAUUUUUUCUUUUAGAAUAUGCAGCAAUAAACUCAAUGCUGGACCAGAUCAACUCCUGUUUGGAUCACCUGGAGGAGAAGAAUGACCACCUGCAUGCCCGUUUGAAGGAGCUGCUGGAAUCCAACCGUCAGACUCGUCUGGAGUUCCAGCAGCAGAGUGAAGGACAGAACAUGCAAGAUGUGCAGGGACCACAUGCAGAUGUUUAGUUCUCUCUGUUUGCUGGACACAAACUCAAAUAAUUGGUACUUCUAGUGGAGCAAUGAGUCCCGUGGCACCUUAGAGACUAACAGAUUUAUCUGGACAUAAGCUUUCCUGGGUAAAAACCCACUUCAUUAGAUGCCCAUGAAAGCUUACGCCCAAAUAAAUGUUAGUCUCUAAGGUGCCACAGGAUUUCUCAUUGUUUUGGCAGAUAUGUGGACCUGCUCCAUCAGGCUAUCCCUGAUACUUGCUUCCAAUGGGACCUCCACUAGUUUAAUGUUAAAUUGACUAGAAAAGGUAUUUCCUGUUGUGCAUUUUCACCCAGUGGUUAAAUGUUCUGUCCUUCUGCGUGUGUCAUGUUUUCUGUGUUACUGAUGGUGCAUCAGCAAAUACGUUGGUUAGGGGGAUAAAUGGGGAGUCAAUAUUUCCAGCUCCCAAGCAUAGCUCAAGAUCUGAACUUAUUGUUCCCAUUAGAAGGGGGAAUGGGAUGCCCAUGCUGCAAGUGUGGGCAUUCAUGUCCAGGCCUCUUUGGUCACAGUUCAGGAACAAAGGAAAGUAGUAGCUGUUCUCCUGCAUGGCUAAGUCUGCCCUUGAAAAGUGUCCAGAAUUCUACCUCACAGCCUCUUCUCCCCUAGUAAACUGGACUUUUAAGCUUUACUGCUCUGGAGAUCUAUGGCAAGCAGAGGCUUCAUCUUGGCUCCAGACUAAAUGGGGAAGGUAACUUUUUUCUGCAGUCUCCCUGUUGUCUACAGUGCUGUUAGGUUUACAAAAGUUCUGUGAUGAAAUACUGGCUAAAUGACAGUCUUCUAAUCCCCACUAUUCCUCCUUCCAUGCAACUGCACUGUAAACUACCAUCAUACUUUACUUACUGGAUAGGGAUGGUGUUAGCUGCUUUUAAACCACUUCUAGAGACUUAGUAGAGGCUUCAGAGUUUUAGCACCUUAGUCAGGGCCCCUUGCUGUAUCAUAGCCUCAUGGUGUGAUAGGGUGGGAUUAGCCAGCAAUGCUGUUAUGACAGAGUUCAUCCUGAAUGUCUGGGAGAUAAUGUGUUUGUAAAAUUGCAUGACCGCUGUAAGUCUAUGAAACUACCUUGCUCUUGUCUGUGGCUUCUGGUGGAAAGACCUGAUGCCAGCAUUGUGAAAUGACUGUCAUAGUUCAUACAGUUGAAAGUUUAGAGAUGGUGUAUUAAAAGUUUCUUUAUAAAUGCUAA
Molecule: messenger RNA, 1438 nt
Organism: Pelodiscus sinensis (Chinese soft-shelled turtle)
Lineage: Eukaryota; Metazoa; Chordata; Testudines; Trionychidae
Source: RefSeq, a predicted model, not a curated record